Soboliphyme baturini is the source of this 375-nucleotide messenger RNA. Lineage: Eukaryota; Metazoa; Nematoda; Enoplea; Dioctophymatida; Soboliphymatidae. The record is from the annotation of a GenBank genome assembly.
AUGACCGCCGGCGGUUUUGUUCCCGGUUGCGUCCUCGCCGUCGCUCGCCGGUCCGCUGAAGCCCCACUCAAGCCCCGACCAUUCUCCUCGUCUUUCUUGGACAUGACCGUAUGCAAAACCGCCUUACCCUCAUCCGCCGGUCACCAGGAUCCGUUACAAUGCACGACGACGGCCACAGGUGUGCGCAGCUCUCAGUUGCGUUUCGUCCAUGCAACGCGGACCCCGCCCUUUGAGGAGGGUGACACCGCCUCUGAUCCGAUGUUAAUGGACAAAAUCGCCGGCAUUGCGCUCCAUCACACAGGCACUGAACGACCGAUCAGGUGUCGGGUCGGCUUCGAUCACGGAUUGUUCCUUUCAUCGAAAACAACCAGCUGA